Salvelinus sp. IW2-2015 is the source of this 4776-nucleotide messenger RNA. Lineage: Eukaryota; Metazoa; Chordata; Actinopteri; Salmoniformes; Salmonidae. The record is from RefSeq and is a predicted model, not a curated record.
GCAUUUGACACCAAAUCCUCUAGAUUACUGGACCCCGUGCUUCGCCAAGGGAAAGAAGAUUGUCUUAUCAUACCAACGGUGUUUUUAUUCGCUAUAUAUACAUUCAAGUGACUUUGGGGGAUCGAAUAUAACAGUUAAUGGAAUAUAAUUAUUUUGAAGGGUCGAUUCUGUACCUUCUCUGUCUGCUCUUUGGUUGAGGAAAGAGCCCUGCCGUUUGCGUUGUCAGGCCAGUGUUGGUUUUUCUGAGUUAAGGAACAGCAGCAACUUCCCGUGCUUACUUUGCACUGUGAAAGUCUAUUCUUUGGACGGAAAUACAAUGCCAGGAGACAUCAAAGUGAAUAUUGUUGGUGUAAGAAUCAACAAUAGCCCAUGAUGUCGGUGGAACUUCAUUUUGUUAUGGGAUAACUGAUAUCGUUGCCAUAAUAACGCUUUGACCAUCAAUGAUUUCAGUCUAACAGUAUUUGAAAUCAUUCUGAAUCGUUAUAACACUGCAACUUAUUGAAUAUGCCACCUCGGAGUCUGCUUGACUCAGAAGAACACACCGAGGGACCUAAGUAAACGCAACAAUUCAAGUCCUAUGCAGUAGAAUGCACUGAUGAUCUUCGAAUUGCUGGAUAUUCAUUCCUUUGUCAACUGUCUACCGGGAAGAAGGCUGGCUUGAAAAUGGCAUCCUUUUUCAAUUUCCGUAAAAUCUUUAAAUUGGGUGCUGAGAAGAAGAAGAAACACUACGAGCAUGUCCACAGAGAUGAGAACCCAGAGGAGAUAUGGGAGAUCAUUGGAGAACUGGGGGAUGGAGCCUUUGGAAAAGUCUAUAAGGCCCAGAACAAGCUAACAGGCAUUCUGGCUGCAGCUAAAGUGAUCGAUACCAAGACGGAGGAGGAGCUGGAGGACUAUAUGGUAGAGAUCGAUAUCCUGGCCUCCUGCGACCAUCACAACAUAGUGAAGCUGCUGGAUGCCUUCUACUACGACAGCAAGCUAUGGAUCCUGAUCGAGUUCUGUGCAGGUGGAGCGGUGGAUGCCGUCAUGCUGGAGCUAGAGAGGCCCCUGACGGAGCCCCAGAUCCGGGUGGUGUGUAAGCAGACCCUCCAGGCUCUCCUCUACCUCCACGACAACAAGGUGAUCCACAGAGACCUGAAGGCUGGGAACAUCCUGCUAUCCCUGAACGGAGACGUCAAACUGGCUGACUUUGGUGUGUCGGCCAAAAAUACCAAAACACUACAGAGGAGAGACUCUUUCAUCGGGACGCCAUACUGGAUGGCCCCGGAGGUGGUGAUGUGUGAGACGUUUAAGGACCGUCCGUACGACUACAAGGCUGACAUCUGGUCCCUGGGGGUGACUCUGAUCGAGAUGGCCCAGAUUGAGCCUCCCAACCACGAGAUGAACCCUAUGAGAGUCCUGCUGAAAAUAGCCAAGGCCGAUCCUCCUACCCUGAUGCAGCCGUCGCGCUGGUCUCCAGAGUUCAGUGCUUUCCUAAGAAAGUGUCUCGAUAAGAAUGUGGACAACAGAUGGAAUGUGGCACAACUUCUACAGCAUCCAUUUUUGAGUACUGUGACAGACAGCAGACCGCUGAGGGAGCUGAUCGCUGAAGCAAAGGCUGAGGUUUACGAGGAGAUUGAGGAACACAAGGAGGAAGAGGAGGAGGAGGAUGGAGAGACACAGCGGGGUCACAAACGUGCACCGUCCGAUGCCAGUGUUGCCAGCUCGGAGGAUGAGAAACUCCCUCAGUCUCCCUCAGCCUCCAUCUUAGAGUCUUUACCGGAGAAGGCUGAACCGGUUAURCRAACACCACAGAUUGUUGAAAAGYUCCCUGAACCAAGCGURYUCAAYCCAGAGGAGAACCUGGUUGUGGACACUAGCUUGGUCGAGGAGCCUGCUGUCCCUGCAGAAGUGGAGAAAAUGGAUGAGACCCUUGGUGUUCCAAUAAAUGGAGAGACAACAGAAGCCAGUGAGAAAGCAGUAGAGGUGAAGGAAGAGGAGGAGAAGGUUCCAGAAAUAACAGAGGUUUCCCCAACAGAACCCAGUGAGAUAGCUUCUUCAGAACCAGCUGAGAAACCAGCAGAGCCCCAACUAGAAGGAACCAUUUCCAAUGCUGAAGUCACCAUAGCCGACAAGGAGAUGGAACAACUGGCCAUAUCCAAUCAAGAUGAAAAGGAAGUGGACACAGCUGAGGUCCAGACGAAUGAGAUCACCGCAGAAGGGUCAGAGGCCAAGGAAAAGCCAACAGGAGACAAGAUGGAAGUUGAGGAGGAACCAGCCAACGAGGAGCUUAGCAGGGAAGCAAAGGUUACCGUGACAAACCCAGAGGAGACUAAGGUGGAAGACAAACUCACACCUGCAUCUCCAGCGGUCUGUAAAGAGGAGGAAGGAGAGAAAGAGAGAGUGGAGUAUAAGCKAACUGCGGAGACAGGGACUCCAGUGAAGUCUAAGGAUGAGAAGGAGAGGGAUUCGGACUCUGGGAGUAGUUCUGCUGCAGAUAACGGCAGCAUAGACAUGAACCUGUCCAUCUCCAGCUUCCUGACCAAAACCAAGGAGCCAGGACCCCUCUCCAUACAGGACACCAAGCGCCAGAAGAAGACACUGAAGAAGACCCGUAGGUUCGUGGUGGAUGGAGUCGAGGUUAGCGUGACGACGUCGAAGAUCAUCACCGACAAUGACACCAAGAACGAGGAGAUGAGGUUCCUCAGGCGUCAGGAGCUGAGGGAGCUGCGUUUCCUGCAAAAAGAGGAACAGAGGGCCCAGCAGCAGCUCAGCAAUAAACUGCAGCAGCAGAAAGAGCAGAUAUGCCGCCGCUUCGAACAGGAGACGACCAGUAAGAAGCGCCACUACGACCAGGAAGUGGAGAACCUGGAGAGACAGCAGAAGCAGACCAUCGAGAGGCUGGAGCAGGAGCACACCAACCGGCUGAGGGACGAGGCCAAGCGCAUCAAGGCCGAGCAGGACAAGGAGCUGUCCAAGUUCCAGAACAUGCUCAAGAACCACAAGAAAGAGUUCAAACAGGAAAUGCGAKUCAAGCCCAGACACAAGAGAAACGCUAUCGUGAAACGGGGGGGACAAAAGGAUAUAAUCACAACUCCACGUGAAGAGGAGCAGGAGUUCCUGCAGAAACAGCAGCAGGAGCUGGACUGCGACCUGAAGAAGAUCAUCCAGCAACACAAACACGAGCUGGCCACCAUCGAGAGAGACUGUCUCAACCACAAACAACAGCUCCUCKGAGCACGGGAGGCAGCCAUGUGGGAGCUGGAAGAGCGCCACCUACAGGAGAAACACCAGUUGUUUAAACAACAGCUGAAAGACCAGUACUUCAUGCAGAGACACCAGCUGCUCAAGAGACACGAGAAGCAGAUGCAGCGCUACAACCAGCGUCUGAUUGAGGAGAUGAAGAACAGGCAGACACAGGAGAGGGCCCGCUUACCCAAGAUCCAGCGCAGCGAUGCCAAGACGCGCAUGGCCAUGUUCAAGAAGAGCCUCCGAAUCACUGGGGGCCCCAUCACACCCGAGCAGGAGAGGGAGAAGAUCAAACAGAGGCAGAAGAAUGAGAGGCUCCACCAGCACCAGAAACAUGAGAACCAGAUGAGAGACCUGCAACUGCAGUGUGACGCCAACAUCAGGGAGCUGCAGCAGUUACAGAAUGAGAAGUGCCACAUCCUGAUAGAGCACGAGACCCAGAAGCUGAAGGAGCUGGAUGAYGAGCACAGCCAGGAGCUGAAGGAGUGGAGGGAGAAACUACGACCCAGGAAGAAGGCUCUGGAGGAAGAGUUUGCCAGGAAGCUUCAGGAGCAGGAGGUCUUCUUUAAGAUGAGUGGAGAGUCAGAGUGCCUUAACCCCUCAGCCCAGAGCCGCAUCUCCAAGUUCUACCCCAUCCCCAGUGUCCACUCCACUGGCUUCUAGGGGUUAACCCUAUCAUGACACUCCYGAUGGACAUGAACAUAUAUCCACACCCACAUAUUGAAGGCACACACAAUGAAUAGAUAUACACACUCCAGAUGGAUACACACAUACACACACACACACAUAUACAAAUAGACUGGCGUGCACACACACACACACACACACAGACAGACAGACUAAUAAGACUGAGCCUCUGCUGCCUUGCCCCGUCUCCACUGAUGACAUUCGGGGACAAAGGGGCGAUAUCUCCGAGGGGGGUGUGUACCCCUCUAUCGGUUUCUGGACGAGGAUGGGACAGUAGCCCUCAAGCUACAGACUGUGUUAAUCAUGAAGACCUUUUUAAUGGUGAUCUGUUAUAUAUAAUUUACCCKUUUUUCAUUGUAUAGGGUCGUGUUCAGUCGGGCACACKGUAGCAAGAGUUUGAAUUUGUGUUUUUAUUGUAGAAGUAGUACCUCCGCGUUUCACUCCAUUUCAAAUCAUUUUCCACUGACUGAAAAAAAGAAACAGUUUUAUUUCUUAUAGCUUCCUCUUUUGAAAUGAGUUAUGAAGGAGAUUCUUGACAUUAUGCAUUUUCAAAUUUGAUACUUUGGCACUCUGUUCCUCAAAUCCUUGCCUCCAAGUCACUAAAGUGUCUCAGGCAGAUUACAUUUUUCACUGACGAUUAUUUUUCAUUUGUGAAUCUUUUUUUUCUUCUUGAAGAAUCUAGUGCCUGUAUACUUUUAUGUCAAUGGACUGGCUUUUCAAAUGUAAGCUUCCUCUGAAAAGAAACUAUUGCUGCUUGAUUUUUAUACCAUUAGUUAUUUGCACUAAAUCAGGGCUGCCCAACCCUCUUCCUGUAGAUCUACUGUCCUGUAGGUGUUCAGUCCAACCCUAAUUAAGCAUAUCUGA